Helianthus annuus (common sunflower) is the source of this 1036-nucleotide messenger RNA. RefSeq names its product peroxisomal membrane protein 11C. The coding region runs from base 170 to 877 and encodes 235 amino acids. Gene Ontology annotation, biological process: regulation of peroxisome size; peroxisome fission. Gene Ontology annotation, cellular component: peroxisomal membrane. The transcript has 8 exons. The record is from RefSeq and is a predicted model, not a curated record. Lineage: Eukaryota; Viridiplantae; Streptophyta; Magnoliopsida; Asterales; Asteraceae.
UUUUUUUGUGAUUUACAUGUAAGAGACAGCUCGACACGCUCACCUCUACGUAAUCCACUCAGUUUUUCUCUCCCACACUCAUGUAUAUGUUCCUCCUUUUUAAACACCCAAAACUUUAAUAUCUAAAAUUUCUGCAAUCCAUCUUCGUCAGGAACAGUACAAAAUAAAAAUGAGUACACUAGACGUUGCAAGAAGAGAACUCGGUCUAGUUGUUUUGUAUUUGAACAAAGCUGAAGCCAGGGACAAGAUAUGCAGGACAAUACAAUACGGGUCCAAGUUUGUGAGUAAAGGUGAGGCGGGCACGGCCCAAAACGUUGAGAAGUCAACUGCCCUGGCUAGGAAAGUUUUCCGUCUUUUUAAGUUUGUCAAUGAUUUGCAUGCUCUUAUCAGCCCAACCGCUCCCGGAACUCCCCUUCCGAUUGUUUUACUCGGGAAGUCAAAAAAUGCACUACUGUCGACUUUCUUGUUCCUUGACCAAAUUGUUUGGCUCCACAGAUCAGGCAUUUACAAGAACAAAGAGAAGGCGGAAAUAAUUGGCAGGAUCUCUCUCUACUGUUGGAUGGGUUCUUCAAUCUGUUCUACUUUAGUUGAGUUAGGAGAGCUUGGGAGGCUUUCAAAAUCAAUGAAGAAAUUGAGUAAGGAACUCAAGGGUGCCGAUAAACACAAGAAUGAACAAUAUCGUGCUAAACUUGCAACAUCAAACGAGAGGACAUUGGCCUUGAUCAAAGCAGCGAUGGAUGUAGUGGUUGCUGUUGGGCUGCUUCAACUGGCACCUAAAAAGAUCACUCCACGCGUUACAGGAGCCUUCGGAUUCACCACCUCGCUCAUAUCAUGUUAUCAGUUGCUUCCAUCGGCACCCAAGUCGAAAACACCUUGAAGCAGAUGAUCGUGGGAUGGUGGUUGCCGCACAACCUAGAUUUCGAUAGCGUUAAUAUGAUUAUUAAGAUAUAUUGCCGUCACAUACGUUGUUUGUGUAUGAUUUUUUAUGUGCCAACAGUUGCAAUAAUAUAUGUCGUGUCCGCUUUUAUCGUAUCAA